CAUCGUGAUUGAAAAUUCUGAAAUUUUUUUUUGUUUAUCAAAAAAAAAAAAAAAAAUGGAUAUAACCAAGCAUAAUUUUGCACAAAAUAUCCAUAAAAUUGAUGAACAAAUUUCAAAUUGUGAUUUCAUAUCCAUUGAUUGUGAAUUCAGUGGCCUGUUUCAUAAUCAACGUAGAAAUAAUGAGCUAGAUAAUUAUGAACAAAUUUAUGUGACUACACGGCAAAAUAUAAAUCAAUUUCAAAUUUUACAAUUUGGACUUUCUUUAUUUAAAAAAACAACAGAUGAAUAUAAUUUUGAUUGUCAUUCAUAUAAUUUUUAUAUUUUUCCAUCAAAAUGUAUAUUUUUAUCCGAAGAUCAACGUGACCGUUGUUUUUUAAGCCAAUCAUCAUCAUUAACAUUUCUGGUUGAAAAUGGUUUCGAUUUCAAUAAAGUGAUUCGUGAUGGUAUCACAUACAUUCCAUUGAAUCAAUUAGCUACAGUUGAAACAAAAAUCAAAGCAAAACUUGAAGAAAAUCAAAUGAAAACAAAUUUUAUUGAAAUAGAAAAAGAUGAGGAUAAAAAAUUCUUUCAAGAAAUCAAUGAUAAAUUGAUAAAAUUUAUGAAUAACAAUGAUCAACAGGAAGAAAUAUUACCACAAUGUAAUUCAUAUUAUCGACGAAUAAUCUAUGAAACUGUACGAAAAUCAUCAUUCAAUGAUUCAAUACAAAUGUCAACAGGAAAAAACGAGAACAAAGGAUCGAUAAUAUUGAAAAAAGGUACACCAAAACCAAAAGAUGAACAAGCUAAAGCAUUAAUGUUUGAAAAUGUUGGAUUCACAUUGAUCAUAAAAUCAUUGAUCAAACAUCAGAAACCAUUAAUUGGCCAUGGCAUGUUUUUUGAUUUGUUACACAUCUACAAUAUAUUCAUUGAACCAUUACCAGAAAAGUAUGAUGAAUUCAAACAAUCGAUUAAAAGUUGUUUCAAUAAUGUUUAUGAUACGGCUCAUAUUUCAAUGUGUCCAAGUUUGAAGAAUUUUUCCACAAAUUGGGCAUUAAAAAAAGUAUUCGAAACUGUACAAAGUGAACCAUUUCUUGAAACGGGAUUCUUAUUGAAAAAUUCUCCAUCCGAAUAUAGUAAUGAUAAUUUUAAUCGUUAUCAUGAAGCUGGAUAUGAUUCCUUUAUAACUGGUUGUUGUUUUGUGCAAAUGAUCCGUUAUCUAUGUGUCCAAGAUAAUUUAUCAUUAGAAGAUUUUUUUAACAAUAACAAAAUAUUGGAUAAAUUUAGGAAUCAAAUUUUUAUUUAUGGAAAUUAUGAUAUCAAAUUCCUGAAUCUUCAAGGCAACGAUGAACCAUUGAAUCGAAAUCACAUUUUUCAUAUGAAUUUUACAAAAACAUUUACACGACAUGAUUUGAAUUUAAUAUUUGCCGAAUUUGGUGGAUUGAAUCGAAUCGUUUUUCUGGAUGAAGAAUCUGCUUUUUGUAUACUAAGAGAUGAAGGUAAAACAGCCGAAGUUAUUGAAGCACUUAUUGUGAAUCCUAAAGGAUAUAAAUUCGGUUUUAAGAUACAACAUUAUUCUGAAUUUAUGAAGCAGAAAACCACCAAUACUGCACAAAAGCAACAACCGCUAGCCACUUCAAUGAAACCUAAACAUGAAUCAACGCCUAUGACAUCCAAAGACUCAUUGGAUGAAUGUGUAAAGAAAAAAAUCAAAUUAUCAAAUACUCCGAUUAAAUCCCCUAAUGUUGUCAAGAAAAAGUCAUCACAAAUGGUUGACAAAUUAUUUGAUGAUAAUAUGUCCUGGACAACUGCCACUCAUUAGUCAUUGUUUUGAAUUUAUUCAUGUGUGUAUUUAAUUAAUUAUGAAUUUUUUGACCAUUUUGUAAAACUAUUUCAAGAAAUUUUAUUACUUUUCCCGUAUAAACUUGUUCAUGUAUAAAUCAUGUCAUAUGAAUGAA
Molecule: messenger RNA, 1934 nt
Organism: Dermatophagoides farinae (American house dust mite)
Lineage: Eukaryota; Metazoa; Arthropoda; Arachnida; Sarcoptiformes; Pyroglyphidae
Source: RefSeq, a predicted model, not a curated record